AGGCUGUAUGUAGCCAUCACCACACUGAAAAUGAUAGGGAUUAUCAACUUCAUCAUAGGUUUCAGCAUUCCCAUGUCCAUCAUUGCCGUCUGCUAUGGGCUCAUUGCUGCCAGGAUCCGUAGGAAGGGCCUGGUCCAUUCCAGCCGCCCCCUGCGGGUCCUCACUGCCAUUAUGGCCUCCUUCUUCAUCUGCUGGUUCCCAAGCCAAUUAGUCAGCCUCCUCAGCUCAAUCUGGUUCAAGGAGAUGUGGAUCCAUGGUAAAAUCCUCCAGGUCCUGAACCUGACCAGCUCGCUUGCCUACUUCAACAGCUGCCUCAACCCAGUGCUCUACGUCUUCAUGGGCCAGGACUUUCGGAAGAGGCUGAUCCACUCCUUGCCGGCCAGUCUGGAGAGGGCCCUGAGCGAGGACUCGGCCCAGCCUAGUGACAUAGCCACCAACUCUUCCUGUCUCCCUACAGAGGUUGAGUUACAGGCAAAGUGAAAAGGGGGCUGGGGUAGCCCACCCUGGUMCCAGCUCCAGAUUCCUCUUCCCUCCAGCCAUGUUCUCACUUACCCUGAAAAAGUCCUUCUGUGUCCCUUGAUUUGGGGAAAGAAACAGACAAUGGGGUUUUGGUACUCUGGGUGACAUUUUUGGUACUUGACCUGCGCCUCUACCCUGGGCUAAGAGGAGGUGGAGAAAGAGUCUAAGGGGGAAGAGUAAUGAAUUUAUAAGGCUUAGAUCAGAGUAGAUACCUCAAGUAAAACUGUAUACUUCAUCAUUAAGUAAAAUGUUUGCUGUAGGCUUUUUGUACCUGCUUUUAAAAUAUGAGACUAUAUAAGUUUUCUCCUGUGCCUAGUUUG
Messenger RNA from Urocitellus parryii (Arctic ground squirrel), 839 nucleotides. NCBI's taxonomy places the organism in Eukaryota, Metazoa, Chordata, Mammalia, Rodentia, Sciuridae. The record is from RefSeq and is a predicted model, not a curated record.